AAUUUAUAAUCAUAAGAAUAUCAUUGGUAUUUAUCUAUUAAUAUCUUAACAAAUUUAUUUUUGACUGACUCUUUACAUAAUAAAAUAACAUUUACAAUUUAAUUAUUCUAAAUAAAGUAUUAUAAAAUGGCGAGCGGAAUACCAUUUAAUGGGUAAAGCGAGUUUGUAACUAAAAAGGGAAGAAUAAUAUCACCACUUAGACAUUAAACUGCCUUAGAUGUACUUAAAAAUAUAGGGAGAUAGAAAUAAAAUGCUCUUAAUUUUCAGGAUUAUGAUGACCAACCUCUAUUUUAGUAGAUGGAGAAGAGAAAUAAUGUUUUUAAAAUAUAAAUGAAUUCAAUCAAAAAUGGUGAUCAAAGUUUUAAAAAAGGCGGAUUAAACAUAAUUAAAGACUCUACAGGUGAUAUUUUUAUACAACAGUAGCAUUCUUAAGUGCCAAAAAGAAAUUAGUCUGUCGCUGAUAGCUAUAAUAUAUAAGAUUCAUAUGAUAAAUCAAUAGUAAACAGGAGAAAUCAAAGUGUUAAUUAUAAUAAGUAAGAAUCCGGAAAUAGUUGCAUCUCUACUAUUUUUAACAGUGGAUAUAAUUCUCAAGAAAAUAAUAUCUAUAAAAACAUAAAAACUGAGAAAACAGAAUACGAUUCGCCAUAAUCAAAUGGAUCUCCAAACAAUUUAAUGGAACAAAAUGAUAUCCUUGAUUCAAUUGCAAUAAAUGGAAUUUAAAACAAUUCAGAAUUUAACAAGAAUAUAUCUUCAAAAAAUAAAACAGUUCCUUUGUAAAAUAUAAUGGAAAACAAUAAAAAUUUAAAUGACUUUGAUCAAACAAAUAAAGAUGAUUCUUAAAAUCAAAGCUAAUAUGAUCAAAGCAUUAGAAAAAUUUAUAAAACAAAUGUUAUGUCAAAUGAUUUAUAUGGAUAUAAUUAAUCUCUAAAUCUAAAUAACUAUAACUUACCCAGUAUAGCCAAGUAAAAUUUAAGCAAGUCUAUUAAUAAUUAAAGUAAUUAUAUUGGAGUUCUUUAGACGGAAGAAAGCAAUAUCUAAAGUAAGUAAAUAUAGUAGUAAAGCGAAAGUUAAAAUCCAUAAAUUAAAUCAAGAUCUACAACAAUGGACACAGCUAGUUACCUUUAAUCGCUCCAUUCAUACUAACAAAAAUAUUUAAAUCCUUAACAAAACCCUCCAGACAUAAAUUUAUCACCAGAUAAAAUAGCCUUUAAAUAGUAUGAAAAACUAUCAAGAAAUGAUAAAAUGAAUAUAGAAGAUAUUACCCCUCAAUAAGAAAAUGUAAACUUUGCCUCUCCAGUAAAAAAAUCUAUUUAACUAAAAAGGCAAUAAAUAUAAUAAGAAAAAGAUGAGUUAUCUAAAUUAUAUGAAUAAUAUCUUGUUAAUGCUAAACAAGAUGAAGAUUUUAAAAAAAAUUAAAUUAAUAAUUCAGGAAAUUAUUUUGUUACCUCUCUUAAAGGUAAAAGCUUUAACAUAAAUAUCAUAUCAUAAAUUCCAAAAAAUAUAAACUCUCCUAACAUAGAAUCAUAAUUAAAAACUAAAGUUUAUCUUUAAAAUAAAGAAUAUAAAUCCAUAUCACCUUUAAGGCAAUAAAUAUAAUCUGUAGAAAGAUGGAAAUGA
Molecule: messenger RNA, 1617 nt
Organism: Tetrahymena thermophila SB210
Lineage: Eukaryota; Ciliophora; Oligohymenophorea; Hymenostomatida; Tetrahymenidae
Exons: 1
Source: RefSeq, a predicted model, not a curated record